AUGUCCACAAAUCCUGUGUAUCACAAUUUGUCUUGGGAUACUUCCUUCCAAAACUCUCAGCAACGACAUUACAGACAGUGUGAUUUUAACUGCCUAUGCUGUGCAAGAAUGCAACUUGGGUUUUACUGUGCUUGCAAUACAUCGAAGGAGUCUCGCUCAUCACAGACCAUCGAGUAUGACACCCUGCCCCAGACAAUGGACGAGGCAAGAUUGUGGAAAAAGGGCACCACUGAACACACAUCUCUGCAAAGCUUGAUCACCAAGGUCAUCCAAAAAUACAAUCUAAAGGACUCCAAAGACCCUCAUCUACCAUCAGCAAUUAAAGAAAUCAUGCUGCUGCUUGGAAAGUCAUUCCAAUCACCCCAGACUACGGACAACGAAAAAAAAGUUAAAAACAGACUUCUGAAAUCACUAGAGUGGAGGAGAUAUUACUCCAGAAAAAGGGCCUCCGCAAUCUCCACAGGAAAGUCAAUUCGUGACUUGGUUAAGAGAAGACGGAAUGAAGACAACACAGAUAAGGAGAAUCUCCUUGAAGAGGAUCUGCAUGAUGUUGGGUGUGACAACCGUGCAUUUGAGGGGGAUUCUAGUGACAGUGAUGUCCCACUUGCAGAACUAGUAAAGAAGAACAAGUGACAAGUGUUUUGAACUAAAAGACUAAGUGAAUUGUGACCAGAUUACAUAUAUCAGAAUUGUGAAACAUAUGAAUUUGUUUUCUGUUACCAUGAUUCCAAUUACUGUUGAUGUAAUUUAAUAAAUAAAUUUAAACAUUAUGUAUUACUGCAGUUACGCUUUUAAAUAUUUCAUUGUCAUAUUCAUGAAGUGCAUGCUAAAGGCCUUAGACUCUAUAAUAUAAAGCUGGCUCCAUACUUAUUUCACAACAUAGAUAUGCUAGGAAAUGUAUCAAUCUGAAAUUGAUAAUACCUAUUAUCCAGUCAAUCUUGUUUAUGCAUAAUAUACAAGCACACCAGUGAUUAUAUAAUCCCUAUUCGCUCCAAAGCACACAAUAUACAAGUAUUAGUAAUAGUCAGUAAAUAGGAGGUUAAAGAUAUUGUAGAGCAAUUAACUUAUACACGCACACACUGUCAAACAGUAGUAAUAAUCUGAUUGUAGCUUAGUAUGAUUCUAACCGAUUGUGGAACUACAGACAAAACAACAGGAGUAAUAAAAUAAUGAAAUAUUGUCAAAUUAAACCAAGAUUAAACGAUCAACAAUAAAACUAACCAAAUCCUUCCUAGUAAGCUUCGUCAAUAUUUGUUAAAAAGCUUACAAUAUGUUAAUUUCAUGUAAUAUGUUCUCUGUCUAAAAGUAGCUCUGUUGAUAUAUACAUAAUUGUAUGAAGUGGUAUCCUCUGUGAUUUUCCUCUUUUUUGUAUGUAUGAUGUACCUUCAGAAUCUAUGAGCUACAUAGCUCCUUUGGUCAACGAAGAAAGUCAUAAACAGCCAUCUGUUUACCCAACACCUCAUUAUUUAUAGGCUAGGCUACAUAUAAUAAUGACAUUGUGUCACUGCAAUGUUUUGAAAUUUUCUUUGAUAUGCGCACAUGGAUGACAACUACAAUUAUUGCUUUACAAAUCAGUUACCAAUGGACGUGCACUGAUUCGAUAAAAGGUGUUUUGUUUGUUCUAGGUUUUUUUUUUACCAUAUAUCAAAUCGCAUUUAACAGAGUAAACUCGGAAAUGUUAAAAAGAGAAAAAUAUGGUCACUUUCUCAUGCUUUGCAGAAAAUCAAGCCUCCCUCUGAAACAUAUACUAUCGUGAUUAAGAAGCUAAGCUGAAAACAAUCUUAAAACAAUAUAUAUGCAUCUCAAACAGGCUAUU
Molecule: messenger RNA, 1816 nt
Organism: Magallana angulata
Lineage: Eukaryota; Metazoa; Mollusca; Bivalvia; Ostreida; Ostreidae
Exons: 4
Coding region: 1-633 (210 amino acids)
Source: RefSeq, a predicted model, not a curated record